Telopea speciosissima is the source of this 510-nucleotide messenger RNA. RefSeq names its product inorganic pyrophosphatase 2-like. Lineage: Eukaryota; Viridiplantae; Streptophyta; Magnoliopsida; Proteales; Proteaceae. The record is from RefSeq and is a predicted model, not a curated record. The coding region runs from base 208 to 510 and encodes 100 amino acids. The transcript is spliced from 3 exons. Gene Ontology annotation, molecular function: phosphatase activity.
UCUCCAAUUCCAUAAGAUCUUGUAUUACUAAUUUGAAUACGAGAUAAUACGUUUGGAAUUCUUCCUGUAACCAGUUUCCUGUCUUCAACAAUAGCUGGAAUUGUGGUAGUUUUCGAUUUUGACAAGACGAUUAUCGACUGCGAUAGCGAUAAUUGGGUGGUCGACAAUUUGGGUUUUACCCAGUUGUUCAAUGAGCUUUUGCCUACAAUGCCUUGGAACUCUCUCAUGGAUAGGAUGAUGAGGGAGCUUCACUCUCAAGGGAUUACAAUCGAGCAGACUGAGGACUGUUUGAAACGGGCUCCAUUGCAUCCCCGGAUCAUAACAGCCAUUAAAUCAGCCUACGCUCUUGGGUGUGAAUUGAGGAUUCUGAGCGAUACAAAUCGAUUCUUCAUCGAGAUAAUCCUGAAACAUCAUGGGCUGAUGGAUUACUUCUCUGAGAUUAACACGAACCCAGGUUUUGUCGAUGAAGAAGGGAGGCUUAGGAUCUGCCCUUUCCAUGAUUUAGGUUAG